Messenger RNA from Adineta ricciae, 1638 nucleotides. NCBI's taxonomy places the organism in Eukaryota, Metazoa, Rotifera, Eurotatoria, Adinetida, Adinetidae. The record is from the annotation of a GenBank genome assembly.
AUGGCUGCUACAACGACGUCCAGCGAAGAGAACUCUUCGAAAUUCCUGCCAUUUAAUCAUUUUCAUCCAACCGAGUUUUUAUUCAAAUGGAUCACACUUGAAGUUUUUGAUGAGGAAAUAUUGAGAACACUUCGUUCAGAUCGUCGACAUCGUCAAACUCCUCAAAUCGAAGAUUAUCCCUGUCGUGUCUUCCUAGUCGAUCAUGAGCAUGAUCUGCGUAUCCGUGUAUGGCUCAAGGAACAAGAAGCACAAGUAGAUACAUGUUCCGAUUACAUGUAUGAUACAAAUGAUACGAACCGAAUGGAACCAUGUUGGGUAUGUAAAUGGCUCGACGUCGAUAAAAAUUGGAUGAUCGAUGCGGAAGAAGUGAAUAAUGAGACAACAACUCCAAAACCUGAUUUUUACCGUUUGCAUGGUGAUCGAUAUGUACAAUUCGGAGAUGGUGGGAGUGCAUUUCUCGCGUAUCCUGUUUGGAUUCAUGAGCAACUUCCAGUCAGUGAUUCCCGUCGACAACGUUUAACAAAUACUCUUUAUGAACUAAAUGAAAAACGACAAGAUCAUCAUCCGUCGCCGUCGCCUGUUGAAGAUAUCAUUGAUCCAGAUUUGUUACCGUAUAAACCAUCGCCAGUGUUCAAUCGAGACCGAUGGAUUGAGCGACGAUUAAAACAAUUGAAAAAAUCUGACCGAGUUCUGCGAAAUUUCAAACGGGAUUUAAGCCGUGGUGAUUACAAUGACCUAUCUGAACAUGAACAAAUACGUAAUUGUUAUCAGUGGGUGCCAUCAGAGUUUGUGAUUGACAAAGAUGGUAAAGUAGAUAUUGUAACACCAAUUCAUCAUCUACCUGUAUUAACCGAAUAUAAACAUGCAUAUGGCGACAUUGCUCGUAUAUUUCACGCGAUGUUGCCUAUGUUCGAAAAACUUAAACUUAUCAAGUUGAAUAAUAUUCAAGAACAACAGCGAUUGCAAGUUAUAGUUAAAGCCCAGAGUUACAAUCUCAAAGCUGGUAUGAAAUAUUCAGGUCGAUGGCAUACUGAAGGUCACACAGAAAAUAUUAUUGCUGUUGGUGUUUAUUAUCUUCAUGUCGAUGAUCAACUCGAAGGUGGUGCACUUAAGUUUCGUCCUAGAUACGCACCUCAAGAUUAUUAUGACGGUAUUCAAACAGAUCACUGCAUAUCAUCUGUACAAACAGGUGCAGCUAUUGUAUUUUCGAAUUCCAUUCCACACCGCUUUCAACAAAUUCGAAACUUAACUUCAGAUGAUGGUCGCCGCCGGACAUUUCUCAACUUUUUCAUCGUUGAUCCCAACGAACCUAUUCCAGUGUCAUCGAACAGUAUCAUCUGUGCACCGAAAGAUGUCAUUGUUGACACACUUCAAAAAUGGAAUGCCGGGCGACUACCAGUUGUUGUCAGAGAUGAAAUAUAUCGCCUAUUGAAGAUCUCAAGUGCAUGGGAAAACGAAAACGAAGCAAAAGAAUUCCGUCGUCAUGUCCGUCGGGCAAUGAUGGACGAAAAGAGCGGAUGGGGCUGGAUCUGCUGGGGUAACUGUGGAACGACAGAAUUCGUUCGAGCUCUGUGUACAUGGCCGCCACGAGAACGAGAAGAAGUGAGAGGUCCAUUAAAUCACACAGAAUCGGAAUGA